AUGGAAAACAGCACUUUUGGUAAAGAUAUCCUGAUCCUAGAGGGGUUCAAUCUCCCCUCCCAGUCUUAUAUUCCUUCCUUCAUCCUUCUCCUAAUCGUAUACUUCUUCAUCAUGGUGUCCAACAUCGGCCUGGUGGUGCUGAUCUUAAGGAGCAGCGGCCUCCACCAGCCCAUGUACCUCCUGCUGUGCAACAUGAGCAUCAACGAUGUGUUCGGGGCCACCAUCAUCAUCCCUCAUGUUCUGCGGGACCUCCUGACGCCGGACUCGCAGCGGGUUAUCCGGUACAUGGACUGCGUCGUCCAGGCUUUCUGCGUCCACCUCCACGCCAGCGCCUCUCACACCGUGCUCAUGAUCAUGGCGUUCGAUCGCUACGUGGCCAUCUGCAACCCUCUGCGCUACGCCACCAUCAUGACCCACAGGAUGGUGCUGGUUCUGUCCGUGUGGGCGUGGGUGAUCCCCCUCCUCUUGGUGGGGAUCCUCAUCGGCCUCAGUGUGCGUCUGUCUCGCUGCAGGUGGAUUAUUGUCCAUUUCUUCUGCGAUAACGCCUCCUUGUUCAAGCUGUCCUGUGAGAGCGUGCUCAUCAACAACAUCUACGGCCUCGGAUACACCGUGGUCCUGCUGGGCUCGUCCAUCGGCAGCGUCACGCUUACCUACCUGAGGAUCGCCAUGGUGUGUCUGCGCAGUAAGAACAAGACUCUGAACAGAAAAGCGCUGCAGACCUGCGCCACUCACCUGGCCGUCUACGCCAUCCUGCUGGUGUCCGGCUUUAUCAUCGUCAUUCUGCACCGCUUCCCUCAGCUGGCGGCCCACAGGAAGGUGGCGUCCGUCAUGGGACACGUGGUGCUGCCCGCCCUGAACGCUCUGAUCUACGGCCUGCAGAUCAAAGAGGUCCGGCAGAGGGUUAUGGCUCUGUUUCAUAAGAGUAAAGUCGCUUCAAUGGAUGCUAAAUGA
Messenger RNA from Gymnodraco acuticeps, 951 nucleotides. Its product is annotated as putative gustatory receptor clone PTE03. The transcript has a single exon. Gene Ontology annotation, biological process: G protein-coupled receptor signaling pathway. Gene Ontology annotation, molecular function: olfactory receptor activity. The record is from RefSeq and is a predicted model, not a curated record. Gene Ontology annotation, cellular component: membrane. Lineage: Eukaryota; Metazoa; Chordata; Actinopteri; Perciformes; Bathydraconidae. Bases 1 to 951 code for a protein of 316 amino acids.